CCCCAGGCAAUAGGGGAUCAUGGGGCCCCUGUGUCCUUGCCCAAACUCAAAAAAGCCUAUGAAAAAGGUACCAGGGGCAUCUCAUGGGGCCCCCUACUGACCCCGGGCCCUCAGGCAGUGCCCGAGUUUCCAAAUGGUCAGUCCGCCCCUGAGCCCUUUUCUAUUCCAGCAUGAUCUUGCUCCUAUUGACAAAAUCAGCCCCAUAAAGACAUGGUUUGAACAGAUUGGUAUGGAGGAACUUUAGUGAUCUGCACAGAUCCCUGAUCUCAACCCUGUACUGUUAAUGCAACAGCAUACAGAGAUAUUUGAGAUAUUUGUGCAUUUUCAAACUUUUAGCAAG
This is a messenger RNA of Staurois parvus, 340 nucleotides long. The record is from the annotation of a GenBank genome assembly. Lineage: Eukaryota; Metazoa; Chordata; Amphibia; Anura; Ranidae.